This is a messenger RNA of Acytostelium subglobosum LB1, 168 nucleotides long. RefSeq lists its product as hypothetical. The record is from RefSeq and is a predicted model, not a curated record. Gene Ontology annotation, cellular component: membrane. Bases 1 to 168 code for a protein of 55 amino acids. NCBI's taxonomy places the organism in Eukaryota, Evosea, Eumycetozoa, Acytosteliales, Acytosteliaceae. The transcript is spliced from 2 exons.
AUGGGAGGUUGCGAGAAGAUCUGUUUGUGCAUUUUGGCUAUAUUCCUGCCACCACUGGCCGUCUUGAUCAGAAAGGGCUGCAGUGACAAGUUCUGGAUCAAUCUUAUCUUGACCCUCUUGUUGUGGAUUCCAGGUGUUAUCCACGCCUUCAUCGUUAUCCUUGACUAA